AUGAAAAGACGAAGAAAUGUGGCCACAAGAAAGCUGCGAAUCGCGUAAGAGAUUUUGUGCUAAGGUUUAGAGGCGUGUUGAAUGGUCUUCUAGAAAGUUAUUAGUAUUUAUAGUAUUUUUAAAGGUCUUGUGUUAGAAACUAGGGGGAAAAUAUUUAUUUUUGGUAAGCUUUGAUCGAAAACAGUUAAUGUUGGUGUUGAUGUCUAAUAUUUUGAAUAUUAGCUAUUUUAAAAUAAUAUUUUCAGACUAGUGUCCGAUUUCUUUUGUCCAAACACUGGCGGAGUAGAAACACAUAUUUAUCACUUGGGAGGAUGUUUGUUGAAGAAAGGGCAUCAUGUUAUAGUACUGACUCACGUCUACGGCGAACGGAAAGGCAUAGUAUAUCUGUCAAACGGUCUCAAAGUAAGUAUAUUUGUUGUUUUUUUUUCAUUUAUAGAUACUGUGCGUUAUAAGUAUUUAACUACACUUGUGUUUGGAUUUCACUGAUACGCGUUUCUUCAAAAUGGAGAUUUGUUACCUAAAAUUGUAUGUUUUAGGUAUAUCACAUUCCCUUCUUUUCUGUCACAGGACAAUUUGUACUCCCUUCAGUGUGGGGCUCUGUCGUCGCGUAUAGAAAGAUUUUCCAUGAUGAACAGAUUGAUAUUGUUCAUGGUCAUUCAGCGUUCUCUCCAAUGGCUCAUGAGGCCAUGCUUCAUGGUUGGAGCUUGGGGUUGAAGACCGUCUUUACAGAUCAUUCAUUGUUUGGAUUCUCGGACAUGGCUGCCAUCUUCCUCAAUAGGUUGUUGUUGAGGUACUCGUUGCCUAAUAUCGACCGGUCGAUUUGUGUUUCGAACGUUUGGUAAGGUUUCAAUCUUUUUUUUUGGAUAGGGUUGUGCACGAUGCAUGUUUUGACCAAAAAUAGAUGUUAUAAUUGUUUUAGCAAGGACAAUAUUGUGCUCCGUGCUGGUCUCAACCGUCAUAAUGUCUCCGUCAUUCCGAAUGCCAUCGAUGCCAAACGUUUUUUGCCUUCGAAAGAGCCUAAAACUGGACCUCUGACCAUAGUCAUAGUAUCUCGACUGGUGUAUCGGAAAGGCGCGGAUUUACUGGUUCAGGUAAGUUAUUUAAAUAAAUCAGCUUUAUAUCUUUAAAAUUUGAAAACUUCGAAAUAAUCACUAGCUUAUUUAAAUUUUCCAAUAUGAUUUUAGGUUAUCCCAAGGAUAUGCGAGUUACAUCCGGAUGUCCGAAUAAUCAUUGGAGGGGAUGGACCGAAAAGAAUUGAUCUGGAGGAAAUGCGCGAGAUCUACAGUCUGGAAGAUCGAGUAGAGAUGCGAGGAAUGUUACCACACAACAAGGUCAGGGACGUACUGAUUGAAGGUGACAUCUUUUUGAACUGUAGCCUCACAGAAGCCUUCUGUGUAGCCAUCGUUGAAGCGGCAAGCUGUGGACUUCAUGUGGUUUCGACUGCUGUUGGUAAGUAUUUAUAUUAUUGUAGUCAAUUACGAUCAAUGUGUACGUUAAGAAUAAAAAUUAAAUAUCUAAUUAUUGUAGGAGGCGUGCCAGAAGUGUUACCCCCAGAGUACAUAACUUUGGCCAAACCAGAAAUUGACGACAUUGUCCAAGCGUUGUCCUCUGCCAUCGUAAGGAAACAAAGAAACGAGUUUCUGGACAGGAUAACAUUACACCAUGCGAUCAGAAGGAUGUACAGAUGGGAAGACGUAGCUGAGAGAACUGAACAAGUGUAUAUGAAGACGAUACAAGAGGAUAAGGUGGUUAAAGGUCAACGACUGAGGAAGUAA
This is a messenger RNA of Bursaphelenchus okinawaensis, 1775 nucleotides long. The record is from the annotation of a GenBank genome assembly. Lineage: Eukaryota; Metazoa; Nematoda; Chromadorea; Rhabditida; Aphelenchoididae.